This is a messenger RNA of Procambarus clarkii (red swamp crayfish), 882 nucleotides long. Lineage: Eukaryota; Metazoa; Arthropoda; Malacostraca; Decapoda; Cambaridae. The record is from RefSeq and is a predicted model, not a curated record.
AUGGUAGAAGAACUAAGAGUCCUUGAACCCACCUGCCGGGAGGCUGCAAGUAAAGAUGCCGACUCCAGCAACUCUAUUGAGAAACUUAACGUCAACUUAAUACAUCUCGACUCUUCCCCAAAAAAGUGCUCAAGGAAUGUGAUUAUGGAGUUGUGGGCCACAAAUUUGGCGGGACAGAGGACGGAGCCCUCAAGCGCCCUCUGCAGCAUAGGACGGAGCCCUCAAGCGCCCCCUGCAGCAGAGGACGGAGCCCUCAAGCGCCCUCUGCAGCAGAGGACGCAGCCCUCAAGCGCCCUCUGCAGCAGAGGACGGAGCCCUCAAGCGCCCCCUGCAGCAGAGGACGGAGCCCUCAAGCGCCCCCUGCAGCAGAGGACGCAGCCCUCAAGCGCCCUCUGCAGCAGAGGACGCAGCCCUCAAGCGCCCUCUGCAGCAGAGGACGCAGCCCUCAAGCGCCCCCUGCAGCAGAGGACGCAGCCCUCAAGCGCCCCCUGCAGCAGAGGACGCAGCCCUCAAGCGCCCCCUGCAGCAGAGGACGCAGCCCUCAAGCGCCCCCUGCAGCAGAGGACGCAGCCCUCAAGCGCCCCCUGCAGCAGAGGACGCAGCCCUCAAGCGCCCCCUGCAGCAGAGGACGCAGCCCUCAAGCGCCCCCUGCAGCAGAGGACGCAGCCCUCAAGCGCCCCCUGCAGCAGAGGACGGAGCCCUCAAGCGCCCCCUGCAGCAGAGGACGCAGCCCUCAAGCGCCCCCUGCAGCAGAGGACGCAGCCCUCAAGCGCCCUCUGCAGCAGAGGACGCAGCCCUCAAGCGCCCCCUGCAGCAGAGGACGCAGCCCUCAGAGGCAAAGUACACAUGAGAGGCGUUGGAGCAGAUAAGGAUAAUAUUUAG